Molecule: messenger RNA, 1938 nt
Organism: Chelonia mydas (Green sea turtle)
Lineage: Eukaryota; Metazoa; Chordata; Testudines; Cheloniidae
Product: olfactory receptor 52B2
Exons: 3
Coding region: 275-1225 (316 amino acids)
Biological process (GO): G protein-coupled receptor signaling pathway
Cellular component (GO): membrane
Molecular function (GO): G protein-coupled receptor activity; olfactory receptor activity
Source: RefSeq, a predicted model, not a curated record
CCAGUCUUCUGGAAAUUCCCUGGCGUUCUGAGACAUCUUGAAAAUCAAUAUUAAUGGUCCGGGGAACUGCUCAGCCAGCUCUGAAAACUCUUGGUGGAGCUGUUGAUUUAAACAUUGUGGUGGCAAAUAGCAGCAGAGUCUCUUGCGCUGAUGGAUAGACAAGGGACUAGGAGCCUGGACAGUCUGAGCUCCGGUCAAGACUCUGCAACUGACAUCCUGUGUGGCCUUGGGGAAGGGACCCUGGGUGAAUUUAGACAGAAAGCCUCGUCACAUCAUGUCAGCUCUCAAUCAAACCAGCUUUCAUCCUGCCUCCUUCUUCCUGAUUGGCAUCCCAGGCAUGGAGGAGCUGCACAUCUGGAUCUCCAUCCCAUUCAGCCUGAUGUACAUCGUCACACUUUUCGGAAAUUUUACCUUAUUAUUUGUCAUCGUAACGGAGCGAAGCCUCCACGAGCCCAUGUACCUUCUUCUGGCCAUGCUGGCCGUCUCUGAUCUAAUAUUGUCUUCCUCUACAGUGCCCAAAACUCUGAGCAUAUUCUGGGCACAUUCCAAGGAAAUCUCUUUCGAUGCCUGCCUGACCCAGAUGCUCUUUACACAUAUUAGUUUUAUUGCUGAGUCAACAAUCCUGCUGGCCAUGGCGUACGAUCGGUAUAUUGCCAUAUGUGAUCCCUUGAGAUACACGACUGUGCUAACACAUUCAGUGAUAGCCAAAAUAGGGCUGGUGGCUCUAGCUAGAAGCUUUUGUGUGAUGUUCCCAACACUUCUUCUCCUUUGGAGGCUACCGUACUGUGGACACAACAUUAUGCCUCAUACGUACUGUGAGCAUAUGGGCAUAGCCCGGCUGGCCUGUGCCGAUAUAGCUGUCAACAUCUGGUAUGGUUUUACUACAACUCUUUUAUCACCAGGAUUGGAUGUUGUGCUCAUUGUUGUGUCUUAUGUUCUCAUCCUCAGGGCUGUCUUUAGGCUCCCGACUAAGGACGCCCGGCUCAAAGCUAUUGGGACCUGCAGCUCCCACAUCUGUGUCAUAUCCAUGUUUUACAUGCCAGCGUUCUUCACCUUUUUCACACAUCGGUUUGGCCACAACGUCCCCCACAACGUUCACAUCCUACUGGCCAAUCUCUACGUGCUCCUUCCACCCAUGUUAAACCCCAUCAUCUAUGCAGUGAAAACGAAGCUAAUUUGGGAAAAGGUGGUCCGCCUGUUCUUCAAGGCAGGGCAGCGGUGCUGAAUGCUGCGACUGGGAUGCUAAAUAAACCAGAUGGAAAUUGUGGGCUCCAGUGAGGCCCGUCAGGAAAUGGCAACUUUGUGUUAGACCAUUUUAGAUGGUCUCUUCCUCAUCUCAGGCUCCAUGGUGUAGUGUUUGCUGGUCAGAGGAAUUGUGAGACUCUCCUAAGACUAAAGCAUGGCAGUUAGAAAACAAAGAGAAACAAAGGAUCACAAAUGUGAAGCUGGUAGGACCUAAGGCCAGAUCUUCAGCGUGUGUAAACUGGCAUUGCUCCAUUAAAGUCAGAGUCACUACGCUGAUAAGCACCUGCUGAAGAUGUGGCCCUUACUGUAUUUCUGAGAGGUACAUUUUUACCCACGUUCUGCCCUGCUGAACUCUAUAUUGGAUCAUGUCUUUUACUCUUGUAUCUCAAAGUUUUCAAAAAUAUUGGACUUGUUUUCUUAACUGUAGACUUGGACAGAGCCAGGGCUGGCCUUCAGGAAAAUGGCACCCUGGGCUCCCACCCCCUCAUUGGUCCUGGGCCCCACUGCCUCCUCCCAGGGCUUAAUUUGUAAUGAAAGGCCCGGCACAAAUUAAGCACUGCACAAGGUGCCUGCAGUAGAAAGUCCAGUGGGGAGGUUUGUGUCAGGCCAGGAUCCAUAGCCAGCCAGCAUGUCUCUGGGGCAUCUGGACUCCUGUGGAGCCUCUGGAAAAAUAGAAAGCUGCUGCCCUAAAUA